AUGCUUCAUGAGCUCAUUUUCGUUCUCUCGGGUUUUCCAAGCGACGUCUUUAUACCAUUCCCCUCCGAUGACCCUUGCACGUUUUCAAUCAACCCUGAUUUCCCAUUGUUGCACCCUGCCGAACGCGAAUCGUUGAAUCGACUUGGCCAACUGGGUUGGAUCUAUGCAAAGCUGAAUACGUUUUCUGUCAAACAAGGCGCGUAUGCACAAGCGAUGGCGACAGCACUUGAAGCGACAUUGGAAGAAUACCGACGUGAUAUCUUGGAUAUGGAACGACUUUUACUCGACAAAACCUAUGAUGCAGGUGGAGGUGUGGUGCCUAUUUCCCUCUUAGCAUCCUCCUUGGGCCGAUGGGAGCUAUUAUUACCAGCAUUGCUUGAAUUCACCAAAAAGUUUGACGCAUGCGAGUAUUAUGGAUGCAAACUUCUUGACCUUGUAUUGGACGAGGCACGUACAGGCAACAGUGAUUAUCGUGAUGUGAUGCACAAGGUGGCUGAUCGAUUACAUGAUGUUCUCUAUCGACAAAUUACCUCUUGGAUGGUGUAUGGGAAUUGGACCAAUGACGAGUUUUUUAUUACAAAAAGCACCACCACCGGCAACAAUGGUACAACAACAACAGCAACAGCAGGUUGGCAACGUCGCUAUGGAUUAGCAUUGGAGCAAAUUCCCAAGCAUAUCCCGCUUGCAUUGGCUGAGUCUGUGCUUUUUGUUGGGAAGGCCGUUGCCACUGUCAACCAAAUGGGUAACAACCCCAUGCCUGAUACCAUGAAACAACAGCAUUUGCAACUCUUAUUAUCAUUACGUCAACAACAACAAUCGCUGCGACAAUACGAUCCAUUGAAACAAGUGGUGCAACAAAUACGACGAUCUACGGCGGAUUGGUUAUUUUCACGCGUCUUGACAGGCGAGCAUAGCUUGCAAUGUUAUUUGGAAUCAUUUCGGCACAUGUUUCUUCUUGGUUAUGGUGAUCUUGCAAGCAACUUUAUCAUUGCAUGUGCAGAAUGGCGUAGACGAUCACUCGCUAAAUACCCGCAUGAUCAACAUCACAAGACAACCAUGAUCUUUCGACAUCAGGAGUUCAAUGCCUUGCUGGCCAAGGCCUCUGUGGGCACCGAAGCCGAGGAACAAAUGGAUGGCUAUUGUGUGGAGAUUAUGCAAAACAAUGAAUCCACAUCAUCGUCCUUGUUUAGCCGACUUUUACUGGUGGAUCUCAGCUGUACAUUACAUUAUGAUAUGCGAUGGCCCAUUGAUUUAUUUCUCAGCAAAGAGGACUUGCAGUGCUAUAGCGAUCUUUGGACAUUCAUGACUGGAUUGAGGAACGUACAAAUGUCAUUAUCGGAUCUUUGGAUAUCAUUGAGGCAUGGGCCUUCGAAUCAUGAAGCAAGGGCGGUUUGUCGAUUACGUUCUUAUAUGCUCUUUUGGGUGGAUACGUUAUGGAAUCAUAUUCAGUCCAAUGUCAUCACUCCACACUAUCAGCGACUCAUUCAAGUCAUUACGGGUGCUAAACGAUCUUCUUACACCACCACCACCGCUACCCCUGCUUUUGAAGAUCUUCAAGCUGCUCAUACCCAAUACCUACGCAACAUUAUGCAAGGAUGUCUCAUCUUGACCAAGGAUACUGCCCAGAUCAUGUAUAAAGCAUUGAGGAUGUGUCAAAAGUUCUGUGCCUUUGUGCAAGAAUUAUGUCAUCAAGAGGACUGGCAACGCACCAAACGACGUCGAACGGAGCGAACAGCAUCCGAUAUUGUCAAUGAAUGGGCAAAGCCGUAUGAAAGUAUUGAGAAUGCACACAUGGAACAGAUCAUGAAGACUGAAAAGGAAUUUUCAUAUAUCACGGAUCGUUUCUUUACUCUGGUAUCGGACGCACCUCAAGAAAUCAAAGCCAAUGGGAGCCUGGAUAUUCUACUGCUACAAUUAGAUUACAACAAAUGGUUUUCGGACAAUCGGAUAAAGUCGUUAUAA
Messenger RNA from Lichtheimia ornata, 1962 nucleotides. RefSeq lists its product as uncharacterized. Gene Ontology annotation, molecular function: microtubule minus-end binding; gamma-tubulin binding. NCBI's taxonomy places the organism in Eukaryota, Fungi, Mucoromycota, Mucoromycetes, Mucorales, Lichtheimiaceae. Gene Ontology annotation, cellular component: gamma-tubulin complex; equatorial microtubule organizing center; centrosome. Bases 1 to 1962 code for a protein of 653 amino acids. The record is from RefSeq and is a predicted model, not a curated record. The transcript is spliced from 3 exons. Gene Ontology annotation, biological process: mitotic cell cycle; cytoplasmic microtubule organization; meiotic cell cycle.